UAAAACAUCUCCCCCCUAAAAUGAACACCUCUCAAACUUCACCCACCAAAAACACCUCGUCCUCCUUCACUCACUACCUUCACUCUCUCUCACAAACACCUCACAGGCUAAGAAAGAGAAUGCUAGCAACAUGGACACCAGACCAGGAGCUCAACCAAGUGAGGCUACGUUCUGGUGCCGACAUGAAGAGGAAGCUCCAAUGGUAUGACUUAAUAGCUCUUGGAGUUGGAGGAAUGCUUGGUGUUGGUGUGUUUGUCACUACCGGUCCGGUGGCUCACUCCAUAGCUGGACCUUCGGUUUUCAUAUCGUAUAUUAUAGCUGGGGUAUCAGCACUCCUUUCUUCCUUGUGUUACACUGAGUUCUCGGUCCAGAUUCCGGUUGCCGGCGGCGCCUUCAGCUAUCUGAGAGUGACCUUCGGUGAGUUUGUGGGUUAUUUUGCCGGGGCAAAUAUAUUAAUGGAGUAUGUGUUGUCGAAUGCUGCGGUUGCGAGAAGCUUCACAGACUAUCUGUGUCGCACGUUGGGAGAAAAUGAUCCAACCUGUUGGAGGAUUGAAGUGGAAGGACUAAUGAAGGGAUACAACAUGCUGGAUUUUCCAGCAGUUGCUCUUGUGCUUCUUCUGACCCUUUGUCUUUGCCAUAGUACCAAGCAGAGCUCAAUCUUGAACCUUAUAAUGACAGUCUUCCAUGUAGUCUUCUUUGGGUUCAUCAUAAUUGCGGGGUUCUACAAAGGGAGUGGCAAGAACUUGGUGAGGCCAGGAGGAUUAGCACCAUUUGGGGUAAAGGGUGUGCUCAAGGGAGCAGCCAAAGUGUAUUUCAGCUAUAUUGGGUAUGACUCAGUCUCAACCAUGGCUGAGGAGAUCCAAAACCCUUCCAAGAGCCUCCCCGUCGGGAUUGUUGGCUCCAUGCUCAUUGUGUCUUUGCUCUAUUGCCUCAUGGCAUUGUCCUUGUGCAUCAUGGUUCCAUACAAUGAGAUAUCAAACGAUGCAUCGUUUUCAGUCGUCUUCGAGAAGAUAGGGUGGGGAUGGGCGAGCAAUCUAGUGGGGGCAGGCGCGAGCUUGGGGAUUGUGGCGUCGCUGGUGGUGGCCAUGCUUGGCCAAGCUCGCUAUCUUUGUGUCAUCGCGAGGUCCCAUCUGGUGCCUUCAUGGCUGGCCAAGGUUCACCCUUCCACUGGCACUCCAUUGAACGCCACACUUUUCUUGGGGAUUUGUACAGCAUUAAUAGCACUAUUCACCGAACUAGAGAUAGUCUUCGAUAUGAUCUCCCUAGGAACUCUCAUGGUAUUCUACCUGGUGGCCAACGCCCUCAUCUACCGCCGCCACGUUAUCACCAGCUGCCGUCGCCCACUCCCCACCCUCCUCUUCCUCAUCCUUCUCUCCUCUGCCUCCCUCGGCUUCUCCAUCUCCUGGAAGCUCGAUAAGUGGUGGGGCUCAGCCCUGUUCAGCUGCCUCGCGGCCGUCGCCACCGCAUCAUUCCACCGCAUGGUCCCCUUCCGUGGUGGCGGGGACUUGCAGUGGUCAGUGCCGCUCAUGCCAUGGCCAGCCUCGGCCUCAAUCUUUCUGAGCGUCUUCCUAAUGACGUCGCUGAAAGUGAUGUCAUUCCAGAGGUUCGGGAUAUGGGCGUGCGUGAUCAGCUUGUUCUAUGUGCUGUAUGGAGUUCACUCGAGUUAUGAAGCUGAAGAGAUGGAGAAGGAGGUGGGAACGGACGGGAUCGUGAACCCAAUAAGCUCAUCGUCUACACAACAAGUUGCUCUUGCUAAUGAUAAGCUAGAUGUUCAAGUGCUUUAACCCUAAUGACGAGGCUGAGAUUAAAUUUUUGGGCUGGUCUCUUGUUCAAAAAUGGUCCUUCUCGAGACUAACGUCUUACAGUUUUUUGGGUUUUGUUGGUAUUUGCUCGUGGA
Messenger RNA from Syzygium oleosum, 1897 nucleotides. RefSeq names its product cationic amino acid transporter 6, chloroplastic-like. The coding region runs from base 21 to 1784 and encodes 587 amino acids. Gene Ontology annotation, biological process: transmembrane transport; amino acid transport. The transcript is spliced from 5 exons. Gene Ontology annotation, molecular function: amino acid transmembrane transporter activity. Gene Ontology annotation, cellular component: plasma membrane. The record is from RefSeq and is a predicted model, not a curated record. NCBI's taxonomy places the organism in Eukaryota, Viridiplantae, Streptophyta, Magnoliopsida, Myrtales, Myrtaceae.